AUGCAACAGACAACACAGUCUGAGCAACCGCAGUCUGCUUCAACCACUACGAUACCAAAGAAGCGCCCAGCCCCGUCGCAAUCACCAUCGGAAACUCUAGAUUACGGCUCUCCAGGCUCACCAGGAAAUACGACAAAUCUUUCCCUUCCUGCCCCCCAUUUACGAAAUGCUCCAAGGUCUCCAAGGACUGGCAAUCGAAGCGUACCAGCCUUUUUGAAUAAGCUUUAUAAUAUGGUGAACGAUCCUCAGUCUAAUGAGCUGAUCACUUGGUCGGAGAGUGGAAACUCCUUCUUGGUAAAACGACCUCAAGAUUUCGCCAAAGAAGUUCUUCCUCGCUUUUUUAAACAUAAUAAUUUUAGCAGUUUUGUCAGACAAUUAAAUAUGUAUGGGUUUCAUAAGAUACCGCAUCUUCAGCAAGGUGUACUUCAAUCCGAUGGACAAUCAGAACAGUGGGAAUUUAGCAACACAAAUUUUCUUCGGAAUCAGCCAGACCUUCUAUAUUUUGUUACUCGCAAGAAAGGCAAAGAUGCUGAAAACAUCAAAGAACCAAACGAAAUUGAUAUUAACCACAUCUUGAACGAAAUUGUAUCAAUCAAGAAACAUCAAAUGACUAUUAGCGCAGAUUUGAAGAAUAUACAAAGAGAUAAUCAAAUUUUAUGGCAAGAAACCAUGACAGCGCGUGACAGACAUCGACGUCAGCAAGAGACCAUUGAUAAAAUUCUACGUUUUCUUGCAUCAGUGUUUUCGGCUGAUAAAAAGAGAGCAAUCGAAAUGGUGGGGACAGGAAAUUGGGCAUUAGGCAAUGACGGUGGACAAGGUGCUUCAUCCAAUUCACCAAAUACCGAAAAUGAUAUAGCUCGUUUAAUUCUGGAUAUGAACAAUCCAGCCUCAUUGUCAGUAUUGGCAUCACUUGCAGUAAAUAAUCCGUCAACACUAAACAAUUUGUCGCAAUUCGAUAUUUAUAACGCUUUACCAGCAGCGUCGUCAUUACCAUCAAAUGAAAUAAACGAUCCAGCUGAUUUUUUGGAUGCAGCAGAUCUUUCCACAUUACUUCAGCCUGAUCAAAUCACACCUUCAAAUGAUCCAUCAUCCACUGCUGCUGAUAAUAAUUCAAAUUUAAUUCAACAACAAGCAGUAACUGUCUCUCCUGCAUCGCCAAAUUUACCGAAUUUACACACAAAUCACAAAGAAAGUCUUCAUGAAAUUGAAACUCGAAUAAAUGCUGUGGAAUCAAACGUUGAUUAUCUUACAACACUUACGUCACAGUUAGGAUAUGAUCCUGAGAACCAUGAUGAAAUUGAUUUUGAUGAUGAAGUAGAGAAUGAUUUUUUGUCAUAUUAUGAUACGGACUUUAAUCCUACGGAGCAAGAUCGACAGAUGUUAUUAAAUCUUAUGAGAGGAAGGGACGAUGAAUCCGAUACUGCUACCACUCGGGUAACCGAUUCAAGCAAUACAUCAACUGUUACACCUGGGAAUUCUGUAAAUCGUACUCCUACUUCAACAAGUGGAAGGCCAAAGGUUGAUAAGACCGCGGUGACAAGUACAUCUACUAUUGAAAAUAAUGAAUUAAGUAUUGAUGAUUUGUUGGCAAACUUGGACGAUGAAGAUAAUCCAUUCAUCAGCUACCGUGAUCGAAAGUAG
This is a messenger RNA of Dentiscutata erythropus, 1641 nucleotides long. Lineage: Eukaryota; Fungi; Glomeromycota; Glomeromycetes; Diversisporales; Gigasporaceae. The record is from the annotation of a GenBank genome assembly.